Adineta steineri is the source of this 1083-nucleotide messenger RNA. Lineage: Eukaryota; Metazoa; Rotifera; Eurotatoria; Adinetida; Adinetidae. The record is from the annotation of a GenBank genome assembly.
AUGGUUGCAACAUAUGGACAACGACAACGAAAUAAACGUCGUUUUCUCAUGAGUAUCAAUGGUCUUUUAUUAGCAUUAGCUAUCUUUAUUAUUAUUUCUAUGUCAAUCUAUUGGGGUUUUUUUGAAGAAUGGACCAUUUGGACAGAUUAUACUAUGGCUUGGGUUGAAUUCAAUUUUUUUAUUUAUUAUUGGGAUCGUUUGACUAUCACUCGUGUUUAUCUUGCAUUUAUUUAUAUUUAUGGUUUUGUUCUUCUUACAAUUAUGAUAUUACAAAUUCAUGGUUAUCGUCGUCGAAAUAUAUUUCUUAUAGAAUAUGUACCAUAUUCAUUAUUUGGUUUAGCACUUGUAACAAUACUUGGUGGUUUAUGUUGGUUUGCGGUUACAAUGAUCAAUAUGAAUGCUGGAUUUUUAACAAAAGAAACAUUUUUACUUGAAAGACUUCGUUUUAAAGGCAAUGCAUUUAAAGAAUUAAAAUAUCGUGAAGAAUCAUUCCUUUUGGUUACAUCUGGUCGUGUACCACCACGUGUUUUUAUAUUAACUGCUUUUGUUAAUCAACGUCAACGAGAUUUUCAUUGUUGUGGUUGGAAUUCUUAUCUUGAUUAUGCUAAUUCACAUAAAACAGAUUUACCAGAUACAUGUUGUCAUAAAUAUGAAACACAUUAUGGUUGUGGAAAAAAUAUGUUAAUUAAUCCUGAUCCAAAAAUAGUUAAUACACGUGGUUGUGGACCAUUAAUGAAAUAUUGGUAUCGACGAGGUUUUUGGGAAAAUAUAUUUAUGGGUUUAUUUGGAAUAUUUAUUGGUGUUUAUAUGUUAUUUGUAUUUCAACAGAAUAGAAAUGAAUAUGUACAAUUACGUGAUGAAGCUGAUGAUAAAAAACGUAUUUUAUAUUCACAUUCAAUGGGAUCACUUCGUUCAAUGAAUAGUAAUGGAGUAAAACAUCAAAUGAAAACAGGUUUACCACGUUAUUCAUAUAAUGGUAUGCGUGGUUCACCAUCAUAUGGUACAGGUGCUGGUUAUGAGUCAGAUAAUAAUAGCUCAAGUGUACUUUAUCAACCGCGUGCAGCAUAUAAUCCAAAAAUUUAG